Calypte anna (Anna's hummingbird) is the source of this 660-nucleotide messenger RNA. RefSeq names its product autism susceptibility gene 2 protein-like. The transcript has 4 exons. Bases 1 to 660 code for a protein of 219 amino acids. Lineage: Eukaryota; Metazoa; Chordata; Aves; Apodiformes; Trochilidae. The record is from RefSeq and is a predicted model, not a curated record.
AUGGAUGGCCCGGCGCGAUGCAACGGGCUUCGGAAGAAGCGGCGAUCGCGGUCCCAGCGCGACCGGGAGCGGCGAGCCAAAGGCGGGCGGCGCGGCUCGGCCACCGGCGGGGCCGCCGGCCCCGGGGCCGCCUCGGCGCUCUCCUCUUCGGGUUCGGAGAAGGAAGACAAUGGGCCCCCGCCGCCGUCCCGGCCGCGGCCCCCCCGGAGGAAGCGGCGGGAGUCUUCCUCGGCCGAAGAGGACAUUAUCGACGGUUUCGCGAUGUCCAGCUUCGUCACUUUCGAGGCGCUGGAGAAGGACGUAGCUCUGAAACCUCAGGAACGGGUGGAGAAGCGACAGAAUCCUCUCGCCAAGAAAAAACGGGAAGCACUCACCAAUGGGCUCUCCUAUCUUCCAAAAAAGAACAGACUUCACCACCAGUACAGCUCCGACCGGGAAAAUGAUCGGAAUCUUUGCCAGCACCUUGGGAAAAGGAAGAAAAUCCCCAAGGGCCUCAGACAGCUCAAGCCAGGUCAAAACAGUUGCCGAGACAGUGACAGUGAAAGUGCCAGCGGGGAAUCGAAAGGUUUCCAGCGAAGCAGUUCUCGGGAAAGGCUCAGUGACAGCUCAGCUCCUUCCAGCUUGGGAACAGGCUACUUUGUAAGUGUAUCUCAACUUUAA